ACGCCACGCAAGCACCGCGGAAGGAACCGCGAUCACUCCCACCCAUCGGCACUCGCCACACUUCUCAAACUCUAGCCGCGUCACGAUGGCGCUCAAGGCAAACGGCCACCUCCAUGUCGGCGACGGCAGCCCCGACACGCCCGCGUCGUACUACUACGGCGAGGACGACAUCCACCCGCCCGAGCCCGAGGACAUCGACGACAAGCUGCGCAAACUCGGCCCGUACAGCGAUGUCGCGUCGCGCGUCACCGGCGUCAUUGCGCGCGAGGCGGCGGAGCGGAAGAACACGAUUGGGGGCGUGGACCACAUGUGGGUCAUGCUCUCGGACGUGGCGGACUUCAACCCUGCGUGUACCUCCAUAUUCACGCUGCGGAAUCGCGUUACGCUCGAGAUGUUGGCCGACCAAUUGACGAAACAGGGCGAGAAGUUUCCUCGGUAUCGCCAGCGACUGGAGGGUACCGGCCGUCUGCUGCAUGGCGCGACGUUUGUCGACGAUCCGGAUUUCAACAUUUUGGACCACAUCCGCGUCAAGACCCUUCCAGAACCCGCCGGAAAGCGUGAACUUGAUGCAUUGGUUGGCGAAAUCAUCGCAGAGCCGUGGGACCUCAGCGCACAGUUGUUCGAAGCAGUCCUCGUCGAGAACUACCACGACGAAGACGGCGCCGUUUGUGCAGUUAUUGCAAGAGGACACCAUACGCUCGCGGAUGGACAGGGCUUCGUGAUCAGCCAGCUGUACAUGACGUCAUACUACGACGACCUGCGCGACAUGAUGGACGGCGCAGCGAACAAGCUCAGCAAGGCCAAACGCGGCCUCCUCCUCCCCUCGGAGUACUCCAAGUCGCUCAAGCCUCUGGACCGGUAUAGCUCCGACCACCUCGCAGCCCCGCUCGUCCACCUCUUCCUCGGUCUCGUGUUCUGGCUCAUGAUGGUCUCCUCCAACUUGGUUUCUGUGUUUUGGAGCUCAUAUCAGGCGCUCCGCCUUGCGGCCUUCUUCCUGUUUACAUUUUGGCGCAUCGAGAUGGUCGUCGACGAGCAGCCGGGCAAGCGCACUGAGGACCGCGAGGCCUCUAGCUCGCAGGUGUUCAGCAUGCAGGACGUCAAGCUCUGCCAACAAGCGUUCUCCGGGCGGCGGCCGGGCGCGGCUGUCGCGGGCGUGCCAAAAGACCAGCGAAAGAACGUGCGGAGCAAGACAAAGCACGUCACGCUCAACGACGUUGUAUGCUCGAUCAUGGUCGACGUCCUCGCGGCCGAGAUCGAGGCCAAGCCCGCUCCACGUAGCACCUGGGGCAAAAUCAAGCGUUCGGUCAACAAGGUUCUACCAUCUCCGGUACCGUUCUUCAUCCCGAUCAGCAUCCGCGCGCCCGGCGACUGGUCGAUGCGCAACCUCUCCACGGGCUCGAACGUCUACCUCCAUCCCUCGCCCAAUCCCAGUGCAGACGCCUCCGUGCGCGCGAUAUACGAGCACAUCCACAAGUGCCGCCACGAGCUGUCGCUGUUCAAGCACAGCGUGUGGCCGAAGGUGUGCUUCCACAUCCUGCAACUAUCUGGGCAGGCCCCGGUCCUGUUCCCGCUGUCGUGGUUCCCGAAGCGCAAGGAGCACCUAUGGCAUGUGCGCUUCAUGCGCAGGUGGGUGCUCAAGCCUAUCGCGGACGCGUGCCUGCAGUCCUCCGGCGCGGGCGGCAUCAUCUCGGAGGCUUUCGUAGACUACAGGGGGACUUGGUACACUACAGGGGGACUUGGUACACUACAGCGGGUCUUCGUAGACUACACGGGGGCUUAG
Molecule: messenger RNA, 1780 nt
Organism: Trametes versicolor FP-101664 SS1
Lineage: Eukaryota; Fungi; Basidiomycota; Agaricomycetes; Polyporales; Polyporaceae
Exons: 8
Coding region: 86-1780 (564 amino acids)
Biological process (GO): triglyceride biosynthetic process
Cellular component (GO): plasma membrane
Molecular function (GO): diacylglycerol O-acyltransferase activity; long-chain-alcohol O-fatty-acyltransferase activity
Source: RefSeq, a predicted model, not a curated record